Messenger RNA from Cryptococcus deneoformans JEC21, 2071 nucleotides. RefSeq names its product multidrug transporter, putative. The record is from RefSeq and is a predicted model, not a curated record. Gene Ontology annotation, biological process: transmembrane transport. Gene Ontology annotation, molecular function: transmembrane transporter activity. The transcript has 14 exons. Lineage: Eukaryota; Fungi; Basidiomycota; Tremellomycetes; Tremellales; Cryptococcaceae. The coding region runs from base 153 to 1844 and encodes 563 amino acids.
CAGGUUGCGGUAUCCGAUCGCAAGACUCUAUAGAACGAAGGACCAUAAAUUUCAAGUUUGGAGCCUAUCACUUUUCAACAAUCCCUCUUUUAUUUUUCUUUCAGUCUUCAUUUCUAUCCUCGAAUUAAUCAACAAAGUCGCAUUUAACGACCAUGUCUACCAUUCCCGCGGUACCCAAGGAGGUACCAGCAGACGCCGGUCGCUCUUCUACAUCAACAAUUAGGGGCGAGGUUUUUAACCCCGUCGCCAACCACGAAAGACUCAUGAAUGACCCAGCAGGGAUGAUGAACAAGGAUCCCAAAAAUACACAAAUUUCCCAUUUGGAGGGUCACACACGACCACAACACCGGAGGGGAGACACCGGAGACGGGCGACAUAUUUUGCAAGAAGAGGAGGCACCAGAAGUCUUGGGCUUCGCCUGGUCAUCAAGGAAGAAAUGGACUACUCUGACUGUCAUUUUCAUUGUACAAUGUUCUAUGAACUAUAAUGCUGCUGUCUACGCCAACGGUACUGCUUUCCUACAAGAAAAGUUCGAUAUCAGUGCCCAAGCUGCGCGAGUUGGACAGAUGAUCUUCCUGAUCUCCUAUGCUUUUGGCUGUGAAGCAUGGGCUCCAUGGUCUGAAGAAUUAGGUCGACGAUGGGUAUUACAACUGUCCUUAUUCUUAGUCAACAUUUGGCAAAUUCUCGCUGCUCUUGCUCCCAACUUUGGUUCCGUUAUUGUCGCUCGUUUCCUGGGUGGUAUUUCGUCCGCCGGUGGCUCUGUUACAUUGGGAAUGGUUGCUGAUCUUUACGAUCCGAAUGAACAGCAGUGGGCUGUUGCAUUCAUUGUCUUCUCUUCUGUCGGAGGCAGUGUUAUUGGUCCCAUUGUCGGUCCCUUUAUUGCCGCCCACCUCGACUGGGGAUGGAUUUGCUGGACCCAACUCAUCUUUGGCGGUUUCGUUCAAAUCCUCCACCUCCUUAUCGUCCCGGAAACUCGAGCUACCAUUCUCCUCGACCGAGAAGCCAAGCGUCGUCGUGAAGCCGGCGAGCACAACAUCUAUGGUCCUAGCGAAAUUAAGACUUUCAAGGAGAAGUUCUCUUUGCACGAGAUGGCCAAGACGUUCUGCAGGCCUUUUGUCAUGUUUGUGACUGAACCUAUCGUACUCUGUUUGUCUUUGCUUUCGGGUUUCAGUGAUGCUCUUAUCUUCACUUUCAUGGAGGCUUUUACCCCUGUCUACGAGCAAUGGGGAUUUGACACUGUGCACAUGGCAUUGGCGUUUGUCCCUAUUGCCAUCGGUUAUUUCCUUGCUUAUCUCAUUUACAUCCCUCCCUUGAUGAAGCAGCGCAAGGUGUUGCGAGAAAAUCCCGAUGCCGCUCCCGAAUUACGACUCCAUCCUCUUUUGUACCUCGCGCCCCUUGAGACAAUUGGUCUUUUCGGCUUUGCUUGGACUUCCCUCGGUCCUCCCCACGUCCACUGGAUUGCACCUAUGAUCUUCUCUUGUCUUGUCGGCAUUGCCAACUACGCCAUCUACAUGUCUACUAUUGACUAUAUGAUCGCUGCUUACGGUCCUUAUUCUGCUUCUGCGACUGGCGGUAAUGGUAUGGCCCGUGACUUCUUGGCGGGUGUCGCAGCUUUAUAUGCCACUCCUUUCUACACCAACGUCGGCGGAAGUUCAUAUCGACUCCAUCUCGAAUGGCCUUCGACCAUUCUCGCCAUCAUUGCUCUUCUGGUGGCCAUUCCCAUUUACAUCUUCUACUAUUACGGUGCUUGGUUCCGACAACGUUCCAAGUUUGCCAUGUCGCUCGCUGGUGAACGACUUGAGAGGCGUGUGUCUAGGUUGGAGGAGAAGAAGAUGGACGCCUAAGUUCCAUAAACUAGUCUUAGACUCAAGCUAAAAAGCAUGUGCUGAAGAUUAGGGAGAAGGAUCCUUUGGGCGUUGUGGUGGUGAAUCGAUUUUGUGGCAGAGUAUAAGCAGAAGAAGAUGGGUUUUUUUUCCUAUGUUUUUAUUCAUCUGUGAUCUUGAUUCCACAUAACCCACAAGAUCUCUCCAUCUAUUUAUUUUUGCAUUCUUUCGCAUAUCUGUUGAGUUAA